AUUGUGAACAGAUAAUAGUGCAAGAAGUAGAAAAUUUGCUGACGGGUUCUUUAUUUACUAACUUUCAUUAAGUAGUUGAAUAUCUUUUUAUUUUGAACAACAAAAUCCUACAAUAAGGAUAUGUCAAAAGUUACUGUGCAGGAUAUUGAGUCCGUGGAUGACUACUGGGGACCCACGUUUCGUUCAAUUUUAGAAGGCAACAAUACUGAGUCAAUCUCCGAACAGCUCGACCAGCGUAUACGCAGCCAUGAUAAGGACAUUGAACGAAUAUGCAACCUCUAUUAUCAAGGAUUCAUAGACUCCAUACAGGAGCUGCUGCAAGUGCGCACACAAGCAAAACAACUUCACGAAGAGGUGCAUACAUUGGAUCGCUCAUUACAGCAAAUAAGUACGUCGGUGUUGCAGCAAGGACACGAUUUGGUGCGUGCGCGCCAAAUUGAGUCAAAUUUGGCUAACGCCAUUGACGCUCUACAAGCGUGUCUUCCGGCACUCGAAUGCUACAUUAAAUUUAUUCAGCAAGCAAAUAAUAAACAGUAUUAUCAAUCUUUACGCACGCUGGAAUCAUUGGAAUCCCAGCACUUGGUUGGACUAAACAACUAUCGUUUUGCCACUCAAAUUCGGCAAGCAAUACCAGUCGCCAAAGAGAAUAUAAGACGUUCCGCCGAGGCCGACUUUCGAGAGUUUCUCGAAAAUAUUAGAAAAUUUUCACCGAAGAUCGGUGAAGUGGCUAUAAUGCAUACCAAGAAACUGCAGAAACGUGAUAUCAAUGCCAUUAUAGAAGAGCACAAGUUGCGUCAGCCUGACAAUCGUGAGGAAGAAAAUAAUUUAAGUGCACAGAAUCUUAUUGAUUUCUCGCCAAUAUAUCGUUGUUUACACAUUAACAUAGUUUUAGGCCAACGUGAAUACUUUGAAAAAGACUAUCGGCAACAGCGUCGAGAUCAAUCAAAGCUGGUGCUGCAACCACCGCCAGGCAUGCACGACAACUUGGAUGCAUACAAAACAUAUAUAUGUGCUAUUGUUGGCUUUUUCAUUGUGGAGGAUCAUGUUAAAAAUACAGCUGGAGAUGUGGUAACAACGUCAUAUUUGGAAGAUAUGUGGUCCAUCUCCUUAACGAAAUUCGUAAAUGAGAUUAGCAUGGCAUCGUCAUCUUGUACCGAUCCAAACAUAUUACUGCGCAUAAAGAAUUUGAUUAUGUUGUCCAUCAAUACUUUCAAAUGUUACGGCUACACAGUAAACAUGCUGUUCGAGUGUUUACAUAAUAUGCGCGAUCACUAUAAUGAGGUAUUAUUACAACGCUGGGUACAUGUUUUCCGUGAUGUACUGGAUAAGGAGCAAUUUCUGCCGAUGAUUGUAGAAAAUCAAGAGGAAUAUGAGUCAAUUAUUGAACGUUUUCCCUUCCAUUCAGAUCAAUUGGAACAUACGACGUUUCCGAAGAAAUUUCCCUUUUCACGCAUGGUACCGGAAGUCUAUCACCAAGCGAAAGAAUUUAUGUACGCCUGUAUGAAAUUCGCUGAAGAACUUACACUUUCACCAAAUGAAGUGGCAGCAAUGGUACGGAAAGCGGCAAAUUUAUUGCUGACACGUAGCUUUAGUGGUUGUUUGUCUAUGGUGUUUCGCAAUCCUAGCGUCGCCCUACUGCAACUUAUUCAAAUUAUUAUUGACACGCAGUACUUGGAAAAGGCUGGUCGCUUUUUGGAUGAAUUCGUUUGUUACAUGACUAACACGGUAAGCAAUAUUUCACUAACGCCAUCGGCUAUGUUCCAUGUGGCUCGCCAGGAAGCAGAAAAACAGGUUGCCGUACGCAUUUGCUCUAAAAUAGAUGAAUUCUUUGAUUUGGCAGCCUACGAUUGGUUGCUCAUUGAACCACCCGGGAUCGCAUCCGCUUACAUUACCGAUAUGAUUUCUUAUUUAAAGAGUACAUUUGAUAGCUUUGCUUUCAAAUUGCCGGGCAUUGCACAAACGGCUUGCCGACGCACCUGUGAACACAUCGCAAACAAAAUUUAUAAUAUACUCUACGAUGAGGAAGUGAAACAAAUUUCAACUGGCGCACUGCAACAAAUCAAUUUGGAUUUGUUGCAAUGUGAAUUCUUUGCUGCAUCUGAGCCGGUCCCUGGUUUGCGGGAAGGUGAACUUUCCAAAUAUUUUCUCGAAAAUCGGCAACUACUCGACUUACUCAUUAUGGAGGAAUGGAGUACAUAUUUGCAUGAUUACGGCAAGCAAGAGAAUAGAUAUCACUUGGUGCAUCCACAAUCGAUUAUUACUAUUUUGGAGAAGAUACGCGAAGCAGACAAGAAAACAAUGUUUUCAGUACUGCGCAAAAAUGACAAAAAAAAGCUGCUGGAUACAGUACUGAAACAACUAAAACACCUAAGCGAGCGGCAGAAUUAGAUGCAGAGUAUAUUUUACGGAGAAAAAAAAAUAGGUUUAAGCGGUGAAGACAGUAAGAAAUUUAUAUCAUGUUGCGGGGAAUAUCCUCCAUUGCUUAAAGGUUUCGCAUAUAAUGCGAGAGGAUCCAGUUCAUAGGAUAAAAAAAUUAUACAGCCAGAGGGACCAAAGGUUGUGAUGAAAACCCAAAAUCCUGUGGUUAUUAAAACGAUGAUGUUGUGGCAAAAAUUCAAAUAUAAUCUCAUUUAUUCAGCUUCAAAAUUACAAUUUAUCUACAUAUGUAUAUUUUCCGAAAUAUUCCCCUUUAUAUACAUAUUUUUUUUUCAAUCAAAGCCUACCUUUUUUACAGUAAAUUAUCACGAAUAACAAGAGUUGAUAAACCUUUAAGUGCUUUACCAUAAGUGCACGUAUGUAUAAGAACUCUCUCUCUCUCUUAGCUUCACAGUCUGUGGUGGACCAUAGCUUCAUCAACAAUCCUCCUCCAAUUCAGUCUUUCUCUUGCCUCAUUACUCCAAUUACGAACUUUCACCGCUUUAAAGUCUGCUUCUGCGUCAUCAAGUCAUCUCUUUCUUGGUCGGCCUCUCUUUCCUCUUCUAAUUGGACGCAAAUUAAACACCCUUUUUUGGAUUCUUUUGUUGGACAUUCUUAUGAUGUGGCCACUCCAACUAAUCCGCUGCGCUUUAACAAAACGUAUUACAUUUUCACCACCAAUAAGGUUUUUGAAUUUCGUUGUUGUAACGGAUGCGAUAUAUGCCAUUUUCAAGCCGAAUAGGACUGUAGAUUUUUCUCAUUAUAGUUCUUUCAAAUCGCAAUUGCUGGUUUAUAUCAUUAGCUUACAGUGUCCAGAUUUCAGCGCCAUAAGUAAGAACCGUAGAUUGUUGGCAUCCAUAUUACGUGCUGAGGGAAGCAUAAACUUAGUUUUUUCGGCGUUAACAUUCACCCCUAUAAUUUUUGCUUUUGUUUCUAGCAGCUUGAAUAUGUGAAUUAGUUUGUUUUUGUUUUCUUGCCAUGAUAGUUUGGAACCGGUCGGCCAAUUGCUUUAAAAGUCGACAGCAACAUUUCCUUGUCUUUGCCCUAAGUGCUACCGGCGAGUGACUCGAGAACCUUGUUGCGAUUCUGAACUUUAGUUGCAAUAGCUGUUGUAUGCGCUGAAAAGGAGAGCAAGCUGUCAAAGGUGACUCCCAAUAUUUUGGGGUUGUUACCCGUCGGAAUUUGUGUAUCAUCGACUUUCACCUUGAGUUUUAGCUUGACCUCCUUUGUCCAGGUGGUGAAAAGGGUCACCGUGGAUUUAGUGGGGGAGGGUUGUAAAUUCCUCGCAGUGAAGAAGCGAAAAAAGGCUAGUCGUUUAAGUUGGAGCAUAGGCCAUCAAUGUCAUUGCCCGGCGCCAUUAUCGUGCAGUCGUCGGCGUAUGAGACCAGGGAGACUCAUUCUGGUGGCUGGGGGAGUUUCGUGACAUAGAAGUUGAAAAGCAAGGGUGAAAGGACACCACCCUGCGGUACGCCUUGCUUUAUUUUCCUCUGUUUAGAUAUUUGGUCUCGAAAUAUCACCGACGAAUGACGACCACUUAGGUAGUUCGCGGUCCACCUCUUCAGCCCUGGCGGGAGUGUCGACUGUAAAAUGUCAUCUAGUAGCGUGGCGUGGCAGACGAUGCCGAAAGCCUUUUGUAGAUCCAACGCUACUAGGAUAGCCCUCUUGCAGAGGCGGCUUUGGUUGAGACCGCGGUUUACCUGGGUGUUAAUGACGGUGAGUGCCGUGGUGGUGCUAUGCACUCUUCGGAGGCCAUGCUGGUGUGAAGCUGAGGUCAACUGUUCUGUGAGGAGCGGGAGUAGAAGGGCCUCAAGAGUGUUCACUACUGGGGAAAGGAGAGUUAUCGGGCUCCCUGAACCUCAUCGCUGGAGAAACCAAGUGGCGCACUGUUGUAUGUCAGUUUGUGCAGCCGUCUGGUGCACUACAUUUGGAUCUGUCGGCCGGAGGAUGCAGAAUAAAUUGCCGGCUAAAAUGGCACACGCAUCUCUUCGGAUCCAACGAAGCAUGACCGUUGAAGGUCAUAUCCACCUUGUCAUUGUGCUUCGUCGGGUUCGACAGAGACCUUCCGGUGGGUUCGACAGAGACCUUAAGAGCGUGCUUAUACCAGAGGUGAAGUUACAGGACUUCAAAUGCUCUUCCCAUUUGUUACGGUUGUGUUGAGUUACCAGGUGUAGGCGAUCACGUUCGUUCGCCAGAACAGCUGCUUCAGCUGGGAAAUUGGGACGUGUGUCCCGGAUCCUUCCAGCGAGUAUGAAGUACCUUACACAUACCUUGUGGACUACUCCCUAUGAGUCUUAAGGCCUGGGGGUGGGAUACGGUACACUAGACAGGGCUAGUUUACUGGGGCGGCAGCCCUUAAACGGGAAAAUCCCGAGUCAUUCCGGUAACGAAGAACCGCCUGUAAUCGGAAUGGCCAGGAUUCCGUCUUCCCUACCUGUUUUAUUGUUUUUUAAUUUAUUUAUUCUCGGUUACUUCAAUUAUGCUCGGUCCGUCAAUCAAUAUUUCAGCUGUAUGGAACUCGUCUCUUUCAUUGCUAUUAUAAUUAUCAUUCAUAUGACUUUCGUCAUUCAUACGACUAGAACGCAGGUUAUGACUCGACGCAGCUGGGAAAAUUAUGAGUAUUUCGUCAUCACCGACCAGGGAUCCGUAGAGUUAGUCACAUGGGCACAAGGGCUACUUCGUAUGCCCAGCUCUGUCGUGUGCUCUUAGAUGUAAUCUGCUUCCACAAUUGUUAAGCGCUUUUCAGGAAAAUAGAACCAGCCCACCCCAAUUGAUGACGUAAUAAUUCAGAGGGGGUAAUAACUUCUGAAGCGCAGCCUGCAGGAUUCUGUUCAGAACGGACGUAAUUCCAACAUUCGGGAGGCAGAAUUUUUUGAAUGUCAGUGACGCGGUUGCAAUAAACGUCAUCCAUCUGCUGGGGUCAGCUUGUAACCACGCAAAUGCUUUGGGAGUGCCCGUCAAAGCGGUUAGCUGAGAUCGGUCCAGCAGUGUCCCGCGGUUCACACCAGUUUCGCAGCAAGAUGCGCGACGCAUAGUUCAAGAUGUGGCAACGGUGUUGAUUUAAGCGCCGUCACCUUGGUUCUCGAACAAAUUAGUGGCACAGUAAUGCUACCGUCGCUGUGUGGUGUACGCGCGUAUAGAACGGCAGCGUAUGCGCGUCAGCGAAUACGUGCAAUUGCAUAAAUGACCCAACUACUCCCGCACCAAUCCAAACGUGACAACUGCUGCAGUUCUAUGAGGUGCUCCAAACUCUUCGUGGCGAUGGACUUAGGAAGGAUUUAAUCCUAACCUACUUUAGUGCGCCAUAUGUGUUAAAACCACAUCAUAGAAUUUAUAGUUGCGGGAGCCAGGAGCCCCAGAGGAUCGAAGAACGUAUUGCGUGAUAGAAACAUAAGCAUGGUCAAAUUAACAGGCAGUUCCCUCAAAUUAAUGGUGAACGUGAAGUAGUCUCCCCUUGUGCUCCAGAUAAGACAUAAAGCGUGAACACCUUAGCGUAGAGGAUAUAAUGUGGUAUGAUAGUAGAUGCAUUGGAAAUGCUUGCGUUUAGUUCAGUGCAGUUCAAUGAUCACUUUCGAAAUUGUAACCCUCCUUCCCUCAAUAUUUCGCAGACCUUUUGCUGCAGCAAUCGAAGUUCUUCUUUACUAGAUGCACCAGUUCGUCUUUACAGAUGUACUUACCUCAUCCAUCUAAAAAUCCUUGAGGAUGGCAUAACAAUUCGACGAAUCUCGUGCCAUCUGUUGAGAUGAGACGUAGCUGCUAUACGCUAUGACGGGGUUCUAAGACUGGAUAUGCCCCUAGAACUAUAUUAAUUGGAUUCGAGCGAAUCAGUAGGCAGGACCAAGGCUGGGUUGAUGUCUGUGAAGCUGGAAUUAGCUGAGCAUAAGACCGAUGUAGUCCUAAUAAGCAGUAGAAAGAUAGUAAAAACUAUGAAUGGAAUGUGCUGUAAAGAAGGCAUCGAGUGUGCAGUCCUGUAUGCCGCGAAUAAUGUAAAACAAUGAGUGAGAAUGGGUACUAAUCCAUGCGUCCACCCACCGGUCUUGCCAGCGAGCGAUCGAACAACGUUUUUCUGUAAUAUUUUUAUGCCUUGCUCUACCACCGUGUUAGCUUUGUCUACGGGGACUAAGCUGGCUAUAACGAAGGACGCAUUGUUCGAAAUUCGUCGGAAGCCGCAGAUAGUCCGCAAAGCGCUUAUCCGAUAGACGGCUAUCAGUUUUUUUGUGUAGAUAUUCAGUGCCUCAGCCUCGAUGCCUUUUUCACAGCAUAUUCCAGGGUAUUUUAAUAGUUACAGUCCCGACAUUUACAUUCAUAGUUUCUACUACCUUUAUACUGCUUAUUAGGACUACAUCGGUCUUAUGUUCAGCUAGUUCCAACUUUAUAGACCUUAGCCAAGCCUUGAUCCUUCUUACUGAUUUGCUGGCAAUUCUCUUAUUUCGUGGAUUUUCUUUGAUACCAUUACCACCGCGAUGUCAUCCGCGAAUCCAAUGACUUAAAUUCUAGGGGCAUAUCCAGUCUUAGAACCCCGUCAUACAUUAAGUUCCAUAUCAGUGGACCCAGAACUGAUCCUUGAGGAACCCCUGCUGUCACGAUGUACUCCUCAGCACUUUUUUCGCUUCUAAACCUCACGGUCCAUGAAAUAGCUUCCAGUUAUUCCGACCUUAUUUUUGCGAGGGUUUCCAGUAUACGUUGCCAGCUAGCUAUGUUAAAAGCGUUUCUAAAGUUCAGAGUUACGCAGUACUCUUUUUUCCAGCCACACCAUCUCUUGCCUUCAAUGGCUUCUGUUGCUAAAUCUACUAUGCAUUUGAUAGCAUCCACUAUUGAGCGGGAUUUACUGAAGCCAAACUGGUAUGUAGAUAGAAUACAUUCAUCUUCAGCGAAAGAUAACAAGCUGCCGCAAAUAAUACUCUCUAAAAUUUCUCCCAUUGUGUCUAGUAGACAAAUUGGUCGGUAAGACUCGAAAUCGCCGCACAAGUGCUUGCAUCUUCCACCUCUUUGGGAAAGUGCCUUCGUUAAGGCAGGUUUGGAAUACCGCUAGAAAUAUGUAUGGACGUUUGGAAAUCGCUAAUUUCAGUCCUCUAUUUGGUUUACCAUCUGGACCUCGAGCUUUCUUUGACUUUAUUUUAUUAUACGCCGCUUGGAGUUCUUGUUCGAUGGCUCGAGGGAUGUCACCUGCUUCGUAUUGUGUGCAGGAUGGCAAAAUGUUUUCAGAUUUUUGAGGAAAAAUAGUAGUAACAAUUUGGCGCAGCCUUACUGGGCAAGUAAUUUGGGGUGGGCGUACGCUUUUCGCUUUGGAUAAUACCACCCGGUACUAAUCAUAUAUUUAAGGAUUUCGCCUAGUUUCUCGUCCUUCGACUUUGGACCUGUCAGCUUUCAGUAAUGUCCAUUAUGAUAGCUGAUAGUCACUGUGCGUGUAGCCCUCGCUCACCCUCCAUUUUUUGAGCAAGAGAAUCAUUUGCCAGGGCAAUAUCUAUAAUUGACCCCAUUCUUAUUUUACGGUAGGUGUAAGUUGACCCGCUAUUUAGAACAGUAAUGUGGAGGGAAGCGAAUGCACCAAGAAGCAUCUCUCCUCUUUUGUUUGUGCGCCGGCUUCCCCAUUCGGUUGCCCAAGCGUUGAAAUCACCCGGUAUGAUUAAAGGCGAUUUCCUACUAGCUUCCAGUACAAUGUUUUGAAGAAGCUGUUCGUACUGCGUUGUUGUCAGACUGGGUCUUGCGUAGCAACUGACGAAGUUGGUUCCAUUUAUUUUGGAUCAGAACAACGCUUCACCAGCGCUAUUAUCCUCUUAGAAAGCGAGCCCUCCAUAAAGCCAGAUGACCGCGCAGUUUUAGCUGUCGGAGGCCCAUGUGCUGUGGUUUUCACACUUGUAGGACUCACUUAUAAUGGCAAUAUCUGCUCUAAUUUCUUCAACUUUUUGUGAUAAUAGGUCUUGAGCGGCCUUACAGCGCUUGGCGAAGUGACCGUCAACACCACAUUUCCGACUAGCCCAUUUGCGCGACAUGUGGCCGUAUUCUAGGCAUAUAUAACAUUUUUGUAACAAGACACGUUCUCGCAAGCGUCGAUGACCCAUCCAAAUUACACAGCGAGAGGGGCCAAAUGUUGUGAUGAAGACUCAAAAUCCUGAAGUGAUGAUGUAGUAAACAUCCAAAUAUAAAUACGUUUCUUCAGCUUCGAAAUUACAAUUCAAUCUUCAAUUUCAAUGAAAGCCUAUCUAAUUUCACAGAAAAUUAUCACAAUAACAAGAGUUGAUAAACCGUAAAGUUGUUCGAAUGGAAACAAACGCACCGGCUCUGAAAGUAUUCGGUACAACGCCUGAAGGUAGAAGGGCAAGACCAAGUCGAGAAGGAUUUGGUGUCACUAGGUUAGCAUGUAAAAGAAGCGCUUUGUUGAGCUCAGCCAAAAUCGCUUAGGGGGUCACUCCACCAAUAACGACGAAGGGCCUGUUUUCGGACCAUAGUAGCCUUGCUGUGAAGAUAAGCAGAAGAGCAAACUUUCGAAGGUAACAACCAGUAACUCGAGGUUAUUCAAGGUUCCCGUAUCACACAGUGGUAUCACAACGGACCUGUAAGGUCUAUGUGAGUUGGUCGUACGAACCGACUACCAUCAUAACAUAACCUAAUGUAAAAUUUCUGAACUUGCAGAAUACUUGAUGAUCUGAAAAUUGAAUCAAAACUCGAGAAUUUCCUUGGGAACACUUGCAAAGGAGCUUAACGAGGAGUGUGGUACAAAGCUAUAAAUACACCAACCCAGAGUUCCGACAAAAAUGUGAAUGAAAAUGUGUGGGCCUUUUUGAAGAAAAGAGAAGCUAAAAGACAUCCAAAGAAUGCAGCAGCAUUAAAAACUGCAAUAAUGGAGAAAUGGCAUGACAUACCGAACGUAUACGACGUAAAUAAAUUAGUCCAUACCAUGAAAAAGCGUCAGCAAAAUAUUAUUGAAGCUAACGGUUACCAUACCGAAUAUUAAAUUAAUUAAAAAAUCACAUAUCCACAUUAUGUAUUUAAUAAAAAGUCCUGUAUUAAAGUUUGUUAAAACAGUU
This is a messenger RNA of Anastrepha ludens (Mexican fruit fly), 9440 nucleotides long. RefSeq names its product exocyst complex component 6 (gene Sec15). Lineage: Eukaryota; Metazoa; Arthropoda; Insecta; Diptera; Tephritidae. Gene Ontology annotation, cellular component: membrane; exocyst. The transcript is spliced from 3 exons. Gene Ontology annotation, biological process: Golgi to plasma membrane transport; intracellular protein transport; exocytosis. Bases 121 to 2388 code for a protein of 755 amino acids. The record is from RefSeq and is a predicted model, not a curated record.